AUGACAUCAAAUACUGUUCCUAUUUAUCGACAAGGACGUAAAUUUUACGUCUCCGCUGAAGAAUAUGAACGUAUAAGUUCCGAAGAACGACUAAUUCGUCGUACAGCUAUACUAAAAUCUCAACAGUUACCUGUAUCAAAAUCUCAUCAAACACAUAUACGAACACCUUCAACAUGUUCAUAUAAUCCUAUUGCACGAAACAAUUCAAAUUCAUAUGAUUAUAAAUAUGGUGUUGUUAAAACACGUCAUGUACCUGUCAAGUCAUUAAUAAAUACAAAUAAUCAACGUGAAUCAAAUAGAUUAUCUCGUUCAAUAUUAAAACAUUAUGAUGAUCAAAAUGAUUUAUCAUCUAUUACAUCAACUAUUUCGAAAAGAAAACCAAAGACUAAUGUUCGUUCACAUUCAUCUGAUAAAGUACUUGAUACUCGAAAGACUCCAUUAUCAUCUAAUACGUAUAAUCAAAUCAAACGUUCAUUGUCAGCUGAAAACAUGCAAGCACAAACAUUAGUUCUACGACAAAAACUCAAACAACAAUCACAUAGUCCAUUACGUCGACCAAUUCUAAGAACAGUUUCUGAUUAUGGAAUGUCUCCAAGAACAACAUUUUCCAUAACGCCAAGUGAUCAAACAUAUACUCAGACAAAUACUUCAAAAUUAACAAGUUAUUUAGCACGAAUAAAACAAUCAAGUUUGAAUUCUCCAUCAAACUCAUCACUAUUAGCUAAUUCAGGAACGGGUACAUUAUUUGAAACAAGUAUGCAAGGUUUCGAUAAUGUUUAUACUGUACUUGGUUCAUCAAAUCAACGUUCUAGUACUGUUUCAUCAUCUUUAACAACUCCAUCAAUAACAAAUAAUAGUAAAAAUGAAUAUUAUCAUCGAGACACAACAAGUGGUUCGUUUUCUGAUGAUAAUUCAUCUACAUUAUCAACGUUAUUUCAACAACGAAAUACAGAUAAAAAUAAUAAUCGACGAUCGGAAUAUGUUGAUGAAACUGGUGAUAAUCAUAGUCAACAACUUGAGUCAUGGACACGUUCAACAGUAUGUAGUCAAUCAAGUGAUGGUAUAACAGAAAAAAAACGUGUUCGUUUUGCUGAUACGGAAGGUUUUACAUUAGAAAUAAUACCUGAUAAAAAUCAAUUACGAUCAAUGAAAAAUGAUCGAUUAUUAACCAAACGACAACAUAUGAAAAUUUUGAAUAAUUCUCAUGACCAAAACAAACCUUUUUAUAAUGCAUUUUAUCAAGUAACGACUAAAGUUGGUCAAAGUAAACUUGCGACGGAUGUAUAA
Rotaria sp. Silwood1 is the source of this 1287-nucleotide messenger RNA. The record is from the annotation of a GenBank genome assembly. NCBI's taxonomy places the organism in Eukaryota, Metazoa, Rotifera, Eurotatoria, Philodinida, Philodinidae.